UCUACUGGACGUCGACCGUUUGUCGAAGUUUUUGUCAACUCGGCUGCAGUUAUACGUUUGGCUAUUAUGACGGAUGAUCUACGUAUUAAAAUCAUUCAGUGUCAAUUAUAGGCGUGAUGUGGUUGCUGGUUUCGAUUGAUAUUUUGAAAAUAUAAGAAACCCGUUCGGCGAUGCAGUAUUUUUUGACAAGUUGUAAUUCGCAAGCUGUUGUCGCUGUGGAUUGCUCGUCACAUAGCGACAAGGAAGCCGAAUUAACGCCCGAAAAACUGCCUCGAGCGCCUAGCGAGCGAAAACGCAAGCGGAAGCUGGAUGACAGCGGAGCACAAAACUCUAACUCUAUUGUGACAUCGGCGGGCGGCGUUGUAGGACCUCUGGUUGUGUCAGGUGGCAUUAUCCCCAUCGCCUCACAACCGCUGGUCGGACAGCCGCUAACGGGAGUCACUAAAGGAUCUAGGGGCCAAAAUAAUGAUAACAAGAAAAUCAACGAAUACUUCCAAAAACAUCCCGGUAGCAGUCCGAUUAGGCAGCAUACGCCGGGCGCCAAGAGUCCCUCGCCACAACAAGCCUAUCCAAUGUUUCCUCCAAGUCCGCAACCGUUGCUGCCUUCAGGAGUUCCUGGACCACCAGAUUUUUAUAAAUCUGCUCCUGGGCGGCCUCAAUCCAUCCCCAAUCUUGCAGUAUCUGCAAUGCCUCCAAUGGCACCCAAAUUAAUACAGACUGAUUUAACUUGUCAUCGAAUACAGGAAUUUGAGACGCAAACUUCUACGGACUUGGAAGCUCGUAACAAUAAAAUUGAAGAUCAGAAUAGGACCAUAGAAGAGCAGAAACAACAAAUUGUAACUCUGCAAAAGGCUUUAGAACAACAUAAGUCGCACAGUAAUAAAUGUGUUGAUGUUGUCAAAAAAUUAUUAAAAGAAAAGUCAAAUAUAGAAAAGAAAGAAGCGAGACAGAGGUGCAUGCAAAACAGGUUAAGGUUAGGACAAUUUGUGACACAAAGGGUUGGUGCUACAUUUCAAGAAAACUGGACGGACGGCUAUGCUUUUCAAGAAUUGCAAAGGCGGCAAGAAGAAAUAACGGCAGAGCGGGAAGAAAUAGAUAGGCAAAAGAAAUUAUUGUCAAAAAAGCGACCUCCAAAUACUGACACUAGUCGAAAGAGACAUAAUUCAUCUACAACUGCAGCAAAUUUACAACAAACCUCCGCAGGAUUAUUAAAUGGUAGUGAAUCUCAGUCACAAAAUCAAUUUCUGAAACCAGAUCCUGUACCAGGAGGAUUCUCUUGGCAGGAAUAUUAUGAAAGCGAUGAGAUCCUCAAAUUAAGACAAAGUGCUCUCAAAAAAGAAGAUGCUGAUCUUCAAUUAGAAAUGGAAAAGUUGGAAAGAGAAAGAAAUUUACACAUUCGUGAACUCAAGCGUAUUCAUAAUGAAGAUCAAUCGCGUUUCAACUCUCAUCCCGUACUCAAUGAAAGAUAUUUAUUGUUGAUGUUAUUAGGAAAAGGUGGAUUUUCAGAAGUACACAAAGCAUUUGACCUUAAAGAACAAAGAUAUGUUGCAUGUAAAGUUCACCAAUUGAAUAAAGACUGGAAGGAAGAUAAGAAAGCCAAUUACAUAAAGCAUGCACUUCGGGAAUAUAAUAUUCAUAAGGCCUUAGAUCAUCCAAGGGUUGUUAAAUUAUAUGAUGUUUUUGAAAUAGAUGCCAAUUCAUUUUGUACUGUGUUGGAAUACUGUGAUGGUCAUGAUUUAGAUUUUUAUUUGAAACAGCACAAGACUAUACCAGAAAGGGAAGCUCGAUCAAUAGUCAUGCAAGUAGUUUCGGCAUUAAAAUAUUUGAAUGAAAUCAAGCCGCCUGUAAUACAUUAUGAUUUAAAACCUGGAAACAUUCUAUUAACGGAAGGUAAUGUCUGUGGUGAAAUCAAAAUUACUGAUUUUGGUUUAUCUAAAGUCAUGGAUGAAGAAAAUUACAAUCCAGAUCAUGGGAUGGAUCUAACAUCUCAAGGAGCUGGAACAUACUGGUAUUUACCUCCUGAAUGUUUUGUUGUUGGCAAAAAUCCUCCUAAAAUAUCAUCAAAGGUCGACGUCUGGAGUGUAGGUGUAAUAUUUUAUCAAUGUCUUUAUGGAAAGAAGCCAUUUGGACACAAUCAAUCACAAGCUACAAUUUUAGAAGAAAAUACUAUACUUAAGGCGACUGAUGUUCAAUUUGCAAACAAACCCACUGUGACGCAAGAAGCAAAGAGUUUUAUUCGGGGUUGUUUAUCAUAUAGUAAAGAGAGUAGGAUGGAUGUGCUGUCAUUAUCAAGACAUGAAUAUCUGCAACCACCAGUGCCAAAGCAUGGACGACAGGCACAAGUUUCACAACAAGCGCAGCAGGCCCAAGCGCAAGCUCAACAGAGCUUGCAACAUGGACAAACUACUUUCAAUGCGGGAAUGUUUGGCAACAUGAAUGCUUCGAGUUCAUCUUAGAAGUCGAAAGGGAUUCAUUGCUGAUAGUCAUAAAAUUCUCCCAAAAGUAGUGUCAACUUGUUAUCAUACUGUUAUAAUGUAUGUGGAGUACAUUUAGCUGAAAGUGCGAUUUUUGUGAUUCUUUAAUAAAACUAAUGAAAUGGAUACUAGUGCUAUGAAUAUUGGUGUGCGGUGGUGUUUUAUCAAAUCGACAAAAUUUGUUCCUGUUUUUAUUAGAAGGCUGUCUGAAAUGAUAGCUUAUGUUGAAAAAAUUGUGAUAAUCAAUAUAGCGUUGCUUUACUGAUGAAAUGUAAUGUUUACAUCUCAUUUUGCAGUGACUAACUUUUGGAAUAUUGUAAGUUCAUAUUAAGGAACAGAGAAAGAUUGAUAUCUUUAUCAUAUCCUGAAGAUGUGUUUGAGUGAAUGAAUUAUUUAUAUUUGAGGACUCUGUGGAAUAGUAAUAUAACUAAGAAAAACGCUCAACCAUAGUGUGCUUGCUUAAUAUUAAUUAAUUUAAACAUGAAAUAAAGAAAAGACUUUAUAAUUGUUAUGAUCAG
Molecule: messenger RNA, 2992 nt
Organism: Ctenocephalides felis (cat flea)
Lineage: Eukaryota; Metazoa; Arthropoda; Insecta; Siphonaptera; Pulicidae
Product: serine/threonine-protein kinase tousled-like 2
Exons: 11
Coding region: 171-2456 (761 amino acids)
Biological process (GO): chromosome segregation; intracellular signal transduction; peptidyl-serine phosphorylation
Cellular component (GO): nucleus
Molecular function (GO): protein serine/threonine kinase activity; ATP binding
Source: RefSeq, a predicted model, not a curated record